AUGCAGAUCUUCGUAAAGACCCUUACCGGCAAGACCAUCACUCUCGAGGUCGAGUCCAGUGAUACUAUUGAUAAUGUGAAGAGCAAGAUCCAGGACAAGGAGGGUAUCCCGCCUGAUCAACAGCGUCUUAUCUUCGCCGGCAAACAGCUCGAAGACGGCCGGACCCUAUCCGACUACAACAUCCAAAAGGAGUCGACGCUUCACUUGGUUCUUCGUCUCCGUGGAGGCAUGCAAAUCUUCGUCAAAACUCUGACCGGGAAGACCAUCACUCUGGAGGUCGAGUCGUCUGACACUAUCGACAAUGUAAAGAGCAAAAUUCAGGAUAAGGAGGGUAUCCCCCCUGAUCAGCAACGACUUAUCUUCGCUGGUAAACAACUUGAAGAUGGCCGAACCCUAUCCGACUACAACAUCCAGAAAGAAUCUACUCUUCACCUCGUCCUCCGUCUUCGUGGUGGUAUGCAAAUCUUCGUCAAGACAUUGACCGGCAAGACCAUCACCUUGGAAGUUGAAUCGUCCGACACCAUUGAUAAUGUGAAGAGCAAGAUCCAGGAUAAGGAAGGCAUUCCUCCAGAUCAGCAGCGCUUGAUCUUCGCCGGUAAGCAGCUGGAGGAUGGUCGCACACUGUCCGACUACAACAUCCAGAAAGAAUCUACACUACAUCUUGUUCUGAGACUGCGAGGUGGCAUGCAGAUCUUUGUCAAGACCUUGACAGGAAAGACCAUCACACUCGAAGUGGAAAGCUCGGACACCAUCGAUAAUGUUAAGAGCAAGAUCCAAGACAAAGAGGGUAUUCCCCCAGAUCAACAGCGCCUCAUCUUCGCCGGCAAGCAGUUGGAAGACGGUCGGACUUUGUCGGAUUAUAACAUCCAGAAAGAGAGCACUUUGCAUCUUGUGUUGAGACUGCGUGGUGGCAAUUAG
Molecule: messenger RNA, 918 nt
Organism: Endocarpon pusillum Z07020
Lineage: Eukaryota; Fungi; Ascomycota; Eurotiomycetes; Verrucariales; Verrucariaceae
Product: Polyubiquitin
Exons: 3
Coding region: 1-918 (305 amino acids)
Biological process (GO): protein ubiquitination; modification-dependent protein catabolic process
Cellular component (GO): cytoplasm; nucleus
Molecular function (GO): protein tag activity; ubiquitin protein ligase binding
Source: RefSeq, a predicted model, not a curated record